Eutrema salsugineum is the source of this 2542-nucleotide messenger RNA. Its product is annotated as probable cadmium/zinc-transporting ATPase HMA1, chloroplastic. Gene Ontology annotation, molecular function: ATPase-coupled monoatomic cation transmembrane transporter activity; ATP binding; ATP hydrolysis activity. The transcript has 13 exons. NCBI's taxonomy places the organism in Eukaryota, Viridiplantae, Streptophyta, Magnoliopsida, Brassicales, Brassicaceae. The record is from RefSeq and is a predicted model, not a curated record. Gene Ontology annotation, biological process: monoatomic cation transport. Gene Ontology annotation, cellular component: membrane. Bases 60 to 2498 code for a protein of 812 amino acids.
AUCAGAAUCAAUGGCGAUUUGAUCAAAAGUAAAGCAGCAGCAAGCUCAAAUCCUCGACUAUGGAAGCGGCUAAUCUUAUACAACAUUAUUCUUCUCUCACUAGAUUCCCUUUUCCCGUGAAACCCACUCUCCGUCUCGCUCGACCCAACUCCUUUCUACUUCUUCCGAUUUAUACCUCCGCCUCUCUUCGUCUUCCACGACGGUCAAUCCGUAUACUGACGAAAUCGGCCUGCGAAAACCACAAUCACGAUCACCACCACCACCACCACGAGCACGAUCACGAUCAUCAUCACCAUCACCGACAUUGCUGUUCUGUGGAAUUAACGGUAUCGAAUCAUCCUCAGAAAACGUUGAUCGAGUUCGCUAAAGCUAUCGGAUGGAUUCGAUUGGCAAAUUUCCUCAGAAACCACCUCCAUCUUUGCUGCUCCUCCGCCAUACUGUUCAUCGCCGCCGCCGCUUGCCCUUACUUGAUUCCUAAACCCUACAUUAAACCAAUUCAGAAUUCCUUCAUGAUUGUUGCUUUCCCUCUUAUUGGAAUUUCAGCAUCUCUCGACGCACUUAUGGAUCUCGCUGGAGGAAAAGUGAACAUCCAUGUUUUAAUGGCACUAGCAGCUUUUGCAUCUGUGUUUAUGGGAAACGCUCUUGAAGGAGGACUGCUUCUAUCCAUGUUCAAUCUUGCUCAUAUCGCUGAGGAGUUCUUUACUAGCAAGUCGAUGGUGGAUGUUAAAGAGUUGAAGGAGAGUAAUCCAGAUUCUGCAUUGGUGAUUGAUGUGGAUGAUGAUGAUGAUAAUGCUCCAAACUUUUUCGAUUUGUCAUACAAAAGCGUCCAUGUGCACAAUGUACAAGUUGGAUCCUAUAUUUUGGUAGGAACUGGUGAGAUUGUGCCUGUGGAUUGCCAAGUCUAUCAAGGUAAUGCUACCAUAACAAUUGAGCACUUGACUGGUGAAGUGAAGCCAUUGGAAGUAAAAGCUGGAGAUAGAGUGCCUGGUGGUGCAAGAAAUUUGGAUGGCAGAAUUAUUGUCAAGGCUACAAAAGCAUGGAAUGAGUCGACACUAAAUAAGAUUCUACAGUUGACUGAGGAAGCAAACUCUAAUAAGCCCAAACUUCAGAGAUGGCUGGAUGAGUUUGGUGAGGUUUACAGCAAGGUGGUGGUUGUUUCAUCAGUUGCUAUUGCCUUCCUUGGUCCAAUUUUGUUCAAAUGGCCGUUUCUCGGCACCGCAGCAUGCAGAGGAUCUGUUUACAGAGCAUUGGGACUUAUGGUGGCGGCAUCACCGUGUGCCUUGGCAGUUGCUCCAUUGGCUUAUGCUACUGCUAUCAGUUCCUGUGCCAGAAAGGGAAUAUUGCUGAAAGGUGGACAGGUACUGGAUGCUCUAGCUUCUUGCCACACUAUUGGUUUUGACAAAACCGGGACCUUAACGACUGGAGGCCUUACAUGCAAAGCAAUUGAGCCUAUUUAUGGGCAUGAAGCAGGAAAUGAUGCAAGUGUAACUCCUUGCUGUAUGGAAAAUUGUGAAAAAGAAGCCCUAGCCAUAGUAGCUGCUAUGGAGAAAGGUACCACACAUCCUAUCGGAAGAGCAAUGGUAGACCACAGUGUUGGGAAGGACCUGCCUACUGUUUCUGUUGAAAGCUUUGAGUAUUUUCCUGGUAGAGGCCUUACUGCUACUGUUAACUGCAUUGAGUCGGUAACCGAAGACAGUAAACAUCAGAAAGCGUCACUUGGUUCCGUAGAAUUCAUUACUUCACUCUUCACAUCGCAAGACGAGUCUAGAAAGAUCAAGGAUGCUGUAAAUUCCUCUUUAUACGGAAAUGACUUUGUUCAUGCCGUUCUUUCACUUGAUCAAAAGGUAACGUUGAUUCACCUCGAGGAUCAGCCUCGUCCAGAGGUAUCAAAAGUCAUAGCAGAACUUAAAAGCAGGGGCAGGCUAAGGAUAAUGAUGUUAACUGGAGAUCAUGAGUCAAGUGCUCGGAGAGUUGCGAAUGCUGUUGGUAUUGAUGAAGUCUACUACAACCUAAAACCAGAAGACAAACUGAAUCAUGUCAAAAACAUCUCAAGAGAUUCAGGUGGAGGUUUAAUCAUGGUGGGAGAAGGCAUUAACGAUGGCCCGGCUUUGGCUGCUGCAACUGUAGGUAUCGUUCUUGCUCAACGUGCAAGUGGCACUGCUAUAGCCGUUGCCGAUGUUCUACUCCUCCGAGACAACAUCACUGGUGUUGCGUUCUGUAUCGCCAAAUCCCACCAAACAACAUUAUUGGUUAAGCAAAACGUGGCUAUCGCGUUAAUCUCGAUAUUCUUAGCCGCUCUUCCAUCGGUUCUCGGUUUUCUUCCUUUAUGGUUGACGGUACUUUUACAUGAAGGCGGUACGCUUCUCGUGUGCCUUAACUCGAUACGCGGUUUAAACGAUCCUUCGUGGUCAUGGAAACAGGACAUAGCUCAUAUGAUCAGCAACUUCAACUCAAGAAGAUCAAUCUCCCACACCAAUAGUUUAAGCACUGCACAUUAGUUUAACCCUUAAAACGUAUAUAUUCAAAUUGAUCAAAAUCAAUG